UACUCAUGUUUACGCAGCUGAAUAAUAACCCUUAAAAUACUUUGAACCACCUUUAUUUUUUUAUUACAAUUUCUGAAAAUCUACAAUAACAAUUGACCAACCCUAGUAAUCAUUGAAAGUGAUGUGUGUUACAGUUUUCUUCCAUCGAAGGAGAGUCGGACCAAAAUGCAGCGUGCAGCAGCAGUAGCUGUGAAUCUGCAUCAGGAGCAGUUAACAGUGACCAAAUCCUCCGGCAAAUCCGGUGUUAUUGAAUGCAGAGCUACAGGCUUCAACACUGGUAACAUUCACUGGUAUCAGCAAAAAGACGGAGAAGCUCUGAAGUGGAUUCUGUUCAUGCAUAAAGGUGGUGAAAAAUCAACCAAGGAUCCUGAUUUUGAGGAUUACCAAGCCGAAAAGGCAGAAGAUUCUGACAUAUUCACACUGACAAUCCCUACCCUAAAGACAGAUCAUGUAGCCACUUACUACUGUGCUAGCUUUGAUAACCACAGUGACAACUGCAGUUCUUUCCCUGUGCAGAAAACUACCUUACAGUUCCUUCUCAAUGAGAGACCUUAUUGUACUUUUAGUUCUCUAGAUCUAAAUGAACAAAAAGAUGAUACGUUUUUGUCUAGGAUUUACUUGGAGUGUGAUUCUGGAUCUGGGACACAGGAGAUUUUGCGGUUUGGAUCUGGCUCAAAACUCAUCAUCACUGAUGAGAACCAGCUCAGGAAACCCAAAGUGACCGUGUACCUGGCGUUCAAACCUGAGCUGAAUGGGAAGACCACACUGCUAUGUCUGGCUAGAGAAAUGUUUCCAGACUUGGUCAAGAUCUCAUGGAAGAUGGAGGAUGAAAACGGCCGAACCGUGGAGGUGCCCAAAGCAGAGAUGGAACAGCUGGAGCAGAGGGAGGAAGGACAGACGACCAGUAUGAUCAUCAUGUAUCAGGGAAAGGCAGACGCCAAAUACAUCUGUUCGGUGGAGCAUGAAGCGGGCCCUGAAGAAGCUGACACAUCAAAAGGUUUUUCAUCAAAGCAAAAUGUUUGCUCUCCAUCUACCAAUGCGAUGGCACCACCCUACAUACCCAAUGUCUGUAAUACCUACAUGUUUCAAGCAGACCCUGCUCCCAAGAAUACCAAGAUAACCUGUUUGAAUGACUAUCGCCUCGUAGCACUCACAUCUGUAGCCAUGAAAUGCUUUGAAAGGCUGGUAAUAGCUGAAGGACUCUCAACCUUCCAGUCCAUGUGCAGUCUGCGUCUGGCCUCUCUGGUUUACACAGUGAUGAUAGUGAAGAGCAUGGUGUACUGCUGUGGGCUCUCUCUCCUGCUGCACCACAGGAACAUGGGAAAUAGCCCCCCUUCCUGAAGAAAAGCUCAUCUCUUCAUUAUGAAGAGUUCUGAAAGAGUUCUGGGAAAUAAGGAGGAAAUUUCGGUCCUCAUUUUCGUCUUCCAAUUCCUCACAGUGAGAAAAAAGUACUAUUACUGAUAUCUAUGAGAAGUUUUUGUAUUCCAAACUCGUUUGAAAACAUCUGUAAAAGUUACUGUUAUUUUAAAGGUAAAAAAUAGUAAUGGGUUGCUUGUUUCGUCACAAUAUUCUUUAGAGCUUUCUCUUGAGGACUGGUGGCCGACUAAAAGUUCUACUCAAUGCAUUCUCAAUUGGCGCUGAUUAAUAUUUAGUCUAAAGUGCAUUAUAAUGACUGGGAAACUGUGAUAUUUCUCAAGUAGACAAAUAAUUAGUAGGAAAACCUUUUGUCAUCAUUGUGAUGUCGCCAGAUUUCCUUUAGCUGUAGUAUAACAUUUACUAGCUAUCUGAACGUGAGGGGAGAGCACCGACUGUUACCUAGCUAACAUUAGUAAUGCUAGAUUUUUUUUACAAACUUUACUAGCCAAUGACAUUGCCAUCUGUCUGAAGUAAAUGUGAAGACAUAAUAAUGCUGACAAAUUGUUUCCUACUUAAUAUUUGCCCUGUGUGGCAAUAUCAUCGUAUUUCCGAGACUACAGUUUAAUUUAGACCAAACAUGGAUGCUAAGAAUGACUGGGCACCGCUAAAGUUGUUGGCAUCAAUAUCAAUGAUAUACACCACCAUUGAAAGGUUUGGGGUCACGUAGAAAUGUCCUUGUUUUUUAAAGAAAAGCUAUUUUUUUGUCCAUUAAAAUAACAUCAC
Molecule: messenger RNA, 2139 nt
Organism: Oncorhynchus tshawytscha (Chinook salmon)
Lineage: Eukaryota; Metazoa; Chordata; Actinopteri; Salmoniformes; Salmonidae
Exons: 7
Coding region: 166-1341 (391 amino acids)
Source: RefSeq, a predicted model, not a curated record